ACAGCCGAACCUUUGGACGUCCUCCCGGCCGCCCCCAUUUCCCCUCCUCCUCUCUCCCUCCGAGGGCAGAACCCUAAUACGAUGGGUCGGCGCAUGUAUGGAUCCUGACGAUGAGAAGAUCGACGGCUGUCAUCAGGCCGCGCCUCGCCGCUGCAGCCUAUAGCCCUACCCGCUGUUCCUCCUCCUCCUCUAAUUCGGCCUCCAUCUCUCCUCGAGAAACCCCGACGGUUGAUUCUUCGGAUCCUUUGUCGGAGCUCUCAUCCGUCCUCACCCGUUCCAAUUGGUUAGAUGACCCCCGCCUUCCCCGCCUUGCGCCGUCCCUUACCCCUCACCAUGUCGCCGCCCUCCUCCGGUCCCGCCCCCUCGAACCCCGCGUCGCCCUGGGCUUCUUCGACUGGAUCAGCCUUCGCCCCGGCUUUCGCCACACCGUCGAUACCUACUCCUCCCUCCUCCAAACCCUCGCCCGAGCCAAUCUGCCCCCCCGCCGUGCCGAGAAGAUCGUCAUUUCCAUGAUCAAAUCCUGCUCCUCCGCCGUGGAAAUCCACUCGGCCCUCCAAUCAUUCAAAUCCCUGAAUCAAAUAGGUUUCUUCCCGAGUCUCCGAUGCCACAAUUUUAUGAUGAUGAAGUUCGCUAGGUUCCAGAUGAUUGCCGAGAUGAAGGACCUGUACGAGCAAAUGCAAAAAGAUGGGAUCUUUCCCAAUCUUCAUACCUAUAACACAAUUAUUAAUGCCCACUGCAAAGAGGGAAACAUUAUCGAGGCUAAGGUCUACUUGAACUACUUACUGCAAGCCGGGCUGGACCCAGAUUCCCAUACGUACACCUCGUUCAUCUUGGGGUAUUGCCAGAGUGAUGAUUUUGUUCGGGCCUGCCGGGUGUUCCUGUUAAUGCCACUGAGAGGCUGCGCAAGGAAUGAGUUCUCAUAUACUGUUCUUGUUCAUGGGCUCUGUGAAGCAGGGAAGGUGAAAGAAGGUUUAUCGCUGUUUUCAUUGAUGGAUAAUGAUGAGUGCUCUGCGGAUUUGCACAUUUACACAGUGAUGAUUGGUGGACUCUGCAAGUUGGGAAGGGAUGUUGAUGCGAAAAUGAUGCUGAAUGAGAUUUCACAGAAGGGUCUGGUUCCGAAUGUUGUUACUUAUAACGUUCUGAUUGACGGGUACUGCAAAAUCGGGAAGAUUAACGAUGCGUUUGGUGUAUUGGAUUUGAUGGAGUCCAAUGGGUGUAAACCAAAUGUUAGGACUUACACAGAAUUAAUUUGUGGGCUUUGCCGCAAUAAGAAGGUGCACAAGGCCAUGGCUUUAUUAACUAAAAUGCUUGAGGAUGGGUUGCUGCCAAACCAAGUAACCUACACUUCGUUGAUUCAAGGACAAUGUAUGGAGGGUGAUACAAAUAGUGCCUUUAGGUUGCUCAGUUUGAUGGAGGAGAAAGGCAUGGUUCCCAACGAGUGGACAUACUCAGUUUUGAUUGGUGGCCUUUGCAAAGGUGGAAAAACUGAAGAAGCUAUAUCAUUCUUUAGAUCCCUAUCCCAAAAUGGCAUGAAGGUCAAUGAGGUAGUCUACACGACAUUAAUUGAUGGAUUAUGUAAGGCUGAAAAGAUUGACAUUGCUCAUUCAUUGCUGGAGGAGAUGAUCUCGGAGGAAUACAUACCAGACUCUUACACCUAUGGUGCUAUAAUAAAUGGUUUGUGCAAGGAUAAGAAGUUGCAGGAGGCUAGGUCCUUGUUUGAUUCUAUGUUAGAGAAAGGAAUCCAACCAACAGUUGUCACAUAUACCAUUCUCAUUGAUGAAUUGAUCACAGUUAGUGGGUCUGCAGAAGGAGCAAUGGCUUUGGAGCAAAUGAUUUCUUCAGGUUGCAAGCCUGAUGUAUUUACUUAUACAGUCCUUGUGAAGUCAUAUUGUAAGGAAGGAAGGUUAGAAGAAGCUGAAAGUUUGAUGGUUCAAAUGCAGAGUAAUGGGAUUGCCCCUAACACAGUCACUUAUACCACAUAUAUUGAUGGAUUGGUCAACAUGGGUUUGUUUGAUCAAGCUUUUUCUACUUUCAUGACUAUGGCUGAAGCUGCAUGCGAGCCCAUUGAUGAAACUUAUAGCAUAUUGCUCAAACUUCACUUAAAAAAGAAACAGGUUGAUGGUUACUUUAUAGAUGCUAAUCGCAUGUGGGAGAAAGUGAGUUUGGAUGUUGUCCUAGAACUCUUUGAAGAGUUGGCUAAACAGGGUUUUACCCCUACAGUGAAAUCUUACAGUUGCUUUGUGAAAAGUUUUUGCAAAUUGGAUCGGUUGGAAGAAGCCAAAUCUUUGCUCUUUCACAUGCAAGAAGCCUGCAAAGUCCCCAGUGAGGAUAUCUAUACAUCCCUGAUUAGUUGUUGCUGUAGACUAAAUAAGUAUUUAGAAGCUUUGGCAUUUAUUGAUUCCAUGAUUUCAUGUGGAUUUAUGCCGUGUCUGGCAUCUUACCAAGUUCUGCUUUCUGGUCUUUGUGAUGAAGGAAGCCUUGAUGAAGCUAAAUCAGUCUUCACUAGCUUGCUUUCUAGAGGCUAUAAUUGUGAUGAAAUUGCAUGGAAAAUUCUCAUUGAUGCAUUGCUUCAGAAAGGCCAUGUCGAUAUGUGCUCAAACUUUUUGACUAUAAUGGAGGAAAACCAUUGUGCUCCUAGUCCUGAGACAUACGAUAAUUUGACUAAGGAACUUUCUUGUAUAGUUAAUGACGAUUGAUGUAUUAUUGAGGCCCCUAAUGAUCAAUUCUGACUGGUGGAUGGCUUUAAAGCAAAUCUUACUAUCUUCAACAAUUGGAUUAGCUCAGAUGCACGAUGCACGAUGCACAUUGCCAUUCACUCCAUGAUAGAAGUUGUGCCCUGAAUUCUGAAAUGUGCAUAUCUGCUCUCUGAACCCAUAAGCUCCAAGUUUGGGCUAUAAAGUUGACUUCCUACUCCUUUUUCUUCGGUUAUCCAUAAUACUGAAGAUAUGGAUCAUCAUCAUGCUGGGAUGAAAGAGAAAUCAGCCACAUCUGGGCUCAAGGAAAAAAGUGGAAGGAAAAAUCGGCUUACAUGAAGCAAGCAAACACGGAUUAGGAAGUAUGUCAGUGGUUGAGGAAGUAUUUUGGAAAUUGUCACCAUGUAGCUCGAAUGCAAUUGUCACCCCAAUCAGGCCCAGACACUGACUCUCCAGACCAUAUGGGACUGUUGAUAAUUUACUUGGCUAGAGAAAGAUCACCCAGUUUAAUCUGUGUAAUGUACAUGGACUUGAUGCCUGAUGCACACGUUGCGUUCUUCAAAAAGCAGGUGCCUGUAGUAGCAUAUGUUGUGAGAUAUAUGUUGCAGAAGAAUAUUGCAAGCAAGCUGUGACAUAAUAUUUGAGUGAGAAAGACAACCUGAGAUUUAAAAUUUGUGUGGCCAUGCAGGGUCUGCAUCAAGAAUAGCACUUCUUGCUCUUUGAUUCAUGUGCAAGUUGCUAGGUCGAGCUCCAGCUCCUGAGAUGUCUAUAGAGGAUGAUUACAAGGUGUUGGUAGAUGAUGGAAGUCUUGAUUAGUUGGAGUUUAGGAUGCCACACAAGCCUACGGAGAUGGAGAUCAUGAAGUCACAGUAGGGAAAGGUUCUUUUGAUUGUAGCCGAGUCUCCAAUAGAUAUUGAUGAAAUGGACCAUCAAGUCAACAUUAUUGCUUUGGUUACAUUACAAAGUGCUUCUUAUCCCUGAGGACCAUGGUCUAUAUUGCUGCUGUACCAGACAAUAUAAUUACAACCGAAAGCUGGAGUGUGUUUCUGUUUAUCCUAUGAUGCUCCUGUGAGCUAACGAGGCAUUGGAACAAGGACUGAAGAAUUAAGUGUCCAUCACUAGAACUGGGCAUGAGGUGCUUACUGGACUAAUACUGAGAGAUAUGACACAUCAAACCUUUGCUAAACUUUGGACAUAAUGAUUUGAUCAUAAAGUCCAUCUUGAGAACAGAAUUCAAUCGAAGAUCCUCUGCGAUGGGAAUAAACAUUUUGGUCCUUUUUUAAGAGGAAUGCAGCAUGUUUCAAAGGUACAAGGAACACUGGUCAAACCGAUUGCUUCAGAACGCACUGCUUCAUUUAUUGUUUUAUAAGCCUUGUUGCUUAUCAAGAAUGUGCCAUCCAGACCGAUAGAAGUUGGAAGGUGAAUGUGGCUGUGCCUACAACAAUAAUUCCUGUGUCAUCUUCUCUUGGGUGUCAGACUAACCUGGUCCGGGAGCAGGACCCGAAAGUUAUAGUUGACACUUCUUUUCCUCAUUUAACAUCAGAACUAGACACUUCUUUUAUAAGAAAUGAUGUCUAUAUGUGAAGCAUGUUUCGGAACCUAUCUUAUAUGUAAAGCUUGACAUCCCCACCUUCCUGAAGAUGAUCUGGCCACAUCAAGAAGGGCUUUGGGUCGACAUACUGGUUGCUUUGAGCAUAUGCUCGACCACAUCAGCUCAUCACCAUCAUCACUGGUUGACCCACCAGCUUUGGGGGUUUUGAUCAAGUCAAGAAAUAGUCAUAAAAGUUUGUAAUGGUGGAUCAGAUUUAUAAGAGCUUAAAUCUUCCUUGUGUAUCACAUUAUUUUGUGUGAAUAAUCACUUAUAAUAAAGAAAAAUGUUCCGCGGAA
This is a messenger RNA of Musa acuminata subsp. malaccensis (wild Malaysian banana), 4580 nucleotides long. RefSeq names its product pentatricopeptide repeat-containing protein At5g65560. The record is from RefSeq and is a predicted model, not a curated record. Gene Ontology annotation, molecular function: protein binding. Lineage: Eukaryota; Viridiplantae; Streptophyta; Magnoliopsida; Zingiberales; Musaceae.